Messenger RNA from Parus major (Great Tit), 4680 nucleotides. It is a transcript of the gene TTPAL, whose product is annotated as alpha tocopherol transfer protein like. Gene Ontology annotation, molecular function: phosphatidylinositol bisphosphate binding. Gene Ontology annotation, cellular component: membrane. The transcript has 5 exons. The record is from RefSeq and is a predicted model, not a curated record. Lineage: Eukaryota; Metazoa; Chordata; Aves; Passeriformes; Paridae. Bases 85 to 1104 code for a protein of 339 amino acids.
GUCACUUCCGAGCGGCCGGGGCCGUUCCGGGGCGGCGGGGCCGGGACGCGGCUGCUCCGGGGGAGCUCCGAUUACUGCUGCAUUAUGUCAGGAGAGAGCGACUGCACCAGGACAAGUCCGUCAGCAGGGUCUCCAUCGGACAGUGAGCUCCUGCCAGACCGGCCAAAGUAUGUUUGUACCCUGUCUCCUGAUCUUGUUACCAAAGCCCGGGAGGAGCUCCAGGAGAAGCCGGAAUGGAGGCUCCGUGACGUGCAGGCACUCCGAGAUAUGGUGUGCAAGGACUAUCCUUCCCUGGGGACGUGCCUGGACGAUGCUUUUUUGCUAAGGUUCCUCCGAGCCAGGAAGUUUGAUUACGAUCGAGCGCUUCAGCUCCUGGUGAACUACCACACCUGCAGGAGGACCUGGCCAGAGGUGUUCAGUAACCUGAAGCCAUCUGCAAUAAAGCCUGUCCUGGAGUCAGGCUUUGUCACUGUGCUGCCUCACCGGGACCCGCAGGGACGCCACGUCGUCUGCAUCCGCCCAGACAGAUGGACACCCAGUAAUUAUCCGAUUACUGAGAACAUUCGUGCCAUAUACUUAACCUUAGAAAAACUCAUUCAGUCCGAAGAGACCCAGGUGAAUGGAAUUGUAAUCCUGGCAGACUACAAAGGAGUCAGCUUAUCUAAGGCGUCUCAUUUUGGUCCUUUUGUAGCCAAAAAAGUGAUUGGAAUUCUUCAGGAUGGAUUCCCCAUUCGAAUAAAGGCUGUUAACAUAAUAAAUGAGCCUCGCAUAUUCAAAGGCAUUUUUGCAAUCAUCAAGCCUUUUCUGAAGGAAAAGAUUGCAAACAGGUUUUUUCUUCAUGGCUGUGAUCUGAAUUCCCUUCACCAAAACAUUCCUCCAGUGAUCCUUCCUGAAGAGUAUGGUGGCACUGCAGGCAAGCUGGACAUCUCUGCCUGGAAUGAGCUGCUGCUGGCCUCUGAAGAGGACUUUGUGCAUGAUUUCUCAGAGCUGGUGCUCCCCUGUGACAGCUCUCCCCACGACCUGCUAGUGAGUGGGGAUGCUGAUGAAAAGCAGUGUGAUGAUUCCCUGCGAGGGAUGAAACCUCAGCUCUAUUACUGUUACUAACAAACCACUGGAGGGAAGUUUUCCAGCACAGUUAAGAUCUGCUCUGCUAGGUGAUGUUGUGAACUCUGCCUUACUCCUAAACCUGCAGUUUAGGGACAGACUGCUGAGGCACUUUACACUGUAGAACCAAAGGAAGCUGGAGAGGGCACAAUGGGGGCAGGGCAGAGUUCGGGGAGGGUAGAAGCAAAGAGCACAAGUUAUGCAGAAGACUUGAGGCUCAUCAAACUCUAUGUGAAUGGUGCAAACUGGCCUAUUCUUUCCAAUGAUAAAGGGAAAAAAUUAUUGCAGGUAGGUAAGCUUGACAAUUUCUUGUCCCCCCCCCCCACAGGUGAUAAGUGAGGAUGAUUUAGGAGCUUUGUGAUCAUCUGGUCCCUUCCCCUUCUGCAAACACCAGUAAUCCAAGACACAAAAAUGGCUUUUGAACCCUUCAAAAUAUAAUUCUGUAGUGAAGAUUGCUUAAAACCAUAGAAGUCUAACUUGGCCUGUCCUCUGUCACGUGGUUCAGAUUGUGAGUCGGUGUUUCUGAAAUAUCUCAGUGAAUAUUUGUUCAAAUUAAUACAGAACAAAAUUUAUUCAUGAAUACCUGUAUGUAGGUCUUAUCUUAAACUUCCUCACAGUUGGAAGAACUGUGACUGAUGCAUUAAACUGCCAUAAUAUCCAUACCAAGGUUUAGACAGCAGGUGCAAUCUUCAUUUCCAGAUCAUUUACUAAGGCUUUUGAUUGGACAGGAGCUUCAAAUAAUGAGGUUCAGGACCAAAUAAAAGAAAGCUGUGUCAGCCACCUUCCCACAUUGCUAGUUCUUUUCUGGUUGAGAUAAGGAAUUGGAUAAGUACCUCAUACCCAGGAUGUGUGAGGAGGUUUUGUAGCAAUUGCCAUGUGAUAUAUAGAAGGCAAUACUUCAUUAAGACAGCAAGGUCCUGCUUUAGCUUGUUACUUUGGGCUGAUUUUGAGUUCAAAGUCUGUGAAACCAAAUGCAGACAGGCUUUUUAAAAGCACAUUCUUAAAUUUCCUGAUAUUGUAGCAUUUUGUUCACUGUGCUUGUCAGCUCUUCUGUGAAGUGUUACAACUUAGUUUACAACUUUGUUGACCUCUUUUGUCUUUGGUUGUCAUGUUCCUGUAUGAAGUUAGACUUGAAUCAUCUCUGUGAUAUUUACCCAUAACUUGUAUGCCUGUGCUUCUAGGUCUUUGUCUAGAGACAGAACUAACAUUGAUGUCAAACCCCAGGGUAAGAUACCUGUGUCUAAAUAAGCUGUUCCCACUCCCCAAGUUCAUUUUGUUUAAUGGUCUUGAAUUAGAACCUAACUCUCAGCACACUCUUUGCACACAUUCUUCUGCACUGUUAUGGUGUGGAGAUGGGAAACCUCACUAGGACGAGGAAAGCACAGUCUGUUACGUCAAGGUGAAAUAAUUCACUAUGUGGUGGAAAAGAACAUCCCUUCUGAUUGGGAACUUAUCACUAGAGCACUUUCUCUGGAUGAAAUCUUGAUUUAGUGCCAAAUGUGAUUAUAGGCACCAGUUAUAUUUCUGUAAAUAUAAAACUAAAUUAUCUUGAGGAUCUCAGACAUUCAUUUUUCAAAGUGCCAAACUCUGUUUUGAAUGUCUUUCUUCCUCUCAGCCCCCUUGCAGCAUGACUGCACUGCCAAAAGGAGGCUCCUCUACAACUGUGAUGACUGACCUGGCAGCAGAUCUCCUCCUGGAACUAAGGGUUGGCAAAUGCCACACCUGUCAUCCCAACAUUAUAAAAAGAGACUGGGUACUGAAAAGGGGUAAAACAAUGAAGCUUUUUUUUUCUUUCCUGGGUAGCAGUUCAGAAUCUGUAGGAGCAGAAAACUCAUCACAUGAACAGUUGUAGAUUAAAGGUGGGAAGAGAUUAAUUUUCCUUACGUUUCUUACAUUUAGAAGUCAAUUGUAACUCCUCUUUGGUAACUACUACCUUUAGUGCAGGGAAAAAACAAACUGCCAUUUUCAUCUACUUAAAUAAGGUAAAAGAGUACUGCUAAGCAGCUCCUCCUUUGUGACCAGAAUAUGCUGUGUUUUGCAGAAGUUAAUUCAGUUUUUUGCCACCUAGAAGCCAGUAGCACACAGCACCAGGACUUGGACAGAUAAGUGGCUGCCCACACUGCUAAACUGCUAGAACAGAGAGAGUGGUGCCUCUGUUGUUUUAGUGCCUCUUAAUUCCAGUCACAAGGUACAACUGAAAAAAACAGGAUGGACCAUUUUACCUAUAAAGGCCUGACUGAUUAGACUUUCCUUAAUUGUGUUGCUGGGUUAGAAGAGGGGGUAUACUGAUUCUAGGAACCCUUAUAUAAGUACUAGAGGGGGAGACUGGAUGUUCAAAAUUCAAUUUAAUGUCCUUCAAAAAGAAAUAAAUCUAGUGGUGUUCAGCAGAAGGCUGAGGAACCUCUACUAAACACCCUUUUCCAGGCUUUUACAUUUUCUUGCAUGCCUUAAAUAGUAUGCAGACUAGAUCCACCCUCUUCUUUCCUCUGCUCACUAAUAAAGAAUAUGAUUCAAACAUAAUAAAUGAGGUUAUAUGGUUGUGCUGGGUUUGGCUGGGAUAGAAUUUUCUUCACAGGAGUCAGUGUGGCAGCCAUGGUGCUGGCUGAGGUUAGAGCACCACAAUUUCCAGUGCUGAAAAGUGCCAGUCUUGUGGCAGAGCUACUGCAGAACUUCUUCUUCUUAAAGCUAGUCCUGGGCAGUGGAUGUCAGGAUGCUGAAUUAAGCCAGGUUUUAUCAAGCAUCUGUUAUUUCUAAUUUGCUGUUCCUUGGCUUUAGAACUCAGCCAGGAAUUGCAGCUUCACUGAGCUGUGUUUCUAACCCUGAAGUCACUCUGACCAGUGCUUGGCAUGUCUUACAGAAAGCACAGCUCUGGCUUCUGUGUGUGCCUGGCUACAGAGCUGGGAAUGUUCUUUGAGCUUUAGCACUCAAUAGCAAAGAAAUGAGUUUGUUCUCAGAAUUUCUCAUGUCAGCAUUUGGAAAAUAAACAUUUGUUGUCAAGUAUAGCAUCUCCUUAGCUGCAAGUGAAGAGGAUAGCUAGAAAAGCUUACAGGAUGGGGUUGUCUUUUUUUGCUUAGGGAUUGCUUGGGUUUUUUUACAGCUCAACAACUACUUUGGUCCUUCUUCCCACUUGAAAUAACUUUAUUUUCCAAGGUUGGAUGCCUUUCCCAGUACAUCAGCCAUCCCUGCCAAUUCCAAAAUGUUAUAAGGAAGGAUACUUGAACUGCAUUGGCAGUAGGGGGCACAAAAGGUAGCUGCAAACUGUACAUAAAAGUACUUGAAUUUAUACUCUUGCAAAUGGGUGUUAGGAGGUAUUUUCAGGAACUGGCUGAAGUAUCGUUUUUGUUACAUCUCAUUUUGGCAUGAGUUAUUCAUUGUGUUAUUCAACUACUAAUUUUGCCUUCUGUUAGAAUUCUGGUAGGGCUUAGAGGUGUUGGGUAGUUAAGUGUACAUCUUAUUUUGAUAAAAUUUAUUUUUAUAUUGCAUUUUAUAAAACAAAGUCGUCAAAAAUGUGUAUGUUUAUGAUGCAUGACUGGGUGAUUAAACACAAUGUAACAGCUUCUCAUUUGAUAUUUUCAA